AUGAACGAGAUAUCGUUUAGCGGCGCAAAUGAAGGGUUACAGGUGGGCAUCAGUUACGCACCGAUAAAUAUAUCAGCUAAGCCACUGGAGCCCCUCCCUAAGCCUCUAUCAACCGUGCCGUUCCCGCACGACCCAGACUUUGUUAGUCGGGAGUUGUACUUUAACCAACUCCAUGAAAAAGCCUCAAGCCCGGGGUCGAGAAUAGUUCUCGUUGGACUCGGUGGUGUCGGGAAAACUCAACUUGCUAUCCAAUACUGCUACUGGGUUCGUCAAAAAUCACCAGAGACGUGGGUGUUCUGGAUUCAUGCGAGCAACGCGGCCCGCUGCGAAAGUAGCCUUCGGGACCUUGCCGAUCGAGUCAAAAUUCCUGGACGUCAAGACCGCAACACCAACAUUUUUCAGCUCGUUGGUAAUUGGCUACAAGACAAAUCGAUCGGAAAGUGGAUUAUUGUUCUAGAUAAUGUCGAUGAUGACGAGCUACUCCGACCUUCCAUGAUUAAUCAGAGUCUAACGAGUGACCAAAGCAAUGUCUCAACGCAGCCAUUACUAAGAUACCUCCUCACAAGCUCAAAUGGCUUUACCAUCAUCACAAGUCGAAACAAGACUAUAGCGUUGAACAUCACCGGUCACUCAAACAUAAUUGAAAUGUCGCCCAUGAGCAAGGCCGAGGCAGUCGAUCUAUUGCAGAAAAAGAUAAAUAUACCAGCUGAGAGGGAAACGCUGGUGGAUCUGGUUACGGCGCUUGAAUUCAUGCCGCUCGCGAUUAUUCAGGCGGCUGCUUAUAUUACGCAUCGCUCACCCGGCUGCUCAGUAUCACAAUAUUUGGAAGAAUUUCAAAAAAGUGACCAUGACGCAAUACAGUUACUAAAGUAUGAAGCUGGUCUUCUAGAUCGAGACUGGGAGGCCAAAAAUUCGAUUUUAUUCACCUGGCAAAUAUCUUUCGAAUACAUUCGAAGGAUUCAGCCCUCUGCAGCAGACCUACUUUCUCUUAUGAGCUUUUUUGAUCGACAGGGAAUCCAAGAGAGUGUUCUUCGAGUUCGACAAGACAGGGAGACCAAUAAAAACUUAAGGCUACACAAGGGUCUUAGGAAGCUACUUAAGAGGUUUAAAGACUUGACUCAUUCUUCAGAUAAAGGUCAUACUGUUAUGAAUGACGCCAGUGUCAAUCAACGGUUUAAAGAAGACAUUAUAAUACUUAAUGACUUUUCGCUGAUUUCAUUCGGGGAGAACCGCCAAGUACUCAUGAUGCAUCGACUCAUUCAAUUGACAGUGCAUAUGUGGCUAAAUUCUCAUGGUGAAUUAGAGCGGUGGAAGAAAAGAUUCAUUAAUAAUUUAUAUCACGAAUUUCCAACUGGCGGUUAUGAAAAUUGGGAACGGUGCCAACCGCUCUUUCCACAUGUUAAAGCAGCAAUGUUACAGCGACCAGAAUCAAGAGACUCCCUACGGCAAUGGGCUUCACUGCUUUAUAGAGGUGCUUGGUAUAGUCAGGAAAGGGGGCAUAUCGCGGAAUCAAAGGAAAUGGCGCUUAAAUCAAGAGAAGAACGGCUAGCAAGCUUUGGGGCGAGGGCUGAAGAGACUCUUGAUAGCAGUGCGAUGUUAGCAACAGUAUAUCGACUUGAGGGGAUGUGGAAAGAGGCUGAGCAGCUCGAGGUGCAGGUGAUGGAGACUCGCAAGACGAAGCUCGGCGCGGACCAUCCCGACACGUUGACCAGUAUGGCCAAUCUUGCAUCGACUUACCGGAAUCAGGGCCGGUGGGAGGAGGCUGAGCAGCUCGAGGUGCAGGUGAUGGAGAUAAGCAAGACGAAGCUCGGCGCGGACCAUCCCGACACGUUGACCAGUAUGGCCAAUCUUGCAUCGACUUACCAGAGUCAGGGCCGGUGGGAGGAGGCUGAGCAGCUUAAGGUGCAGGUGAUGGAGACGAGCAAGACGAAGCUCGGCGCGGACCAUCCCGACACGUUGACCAGUAUGGCCAACUUGGCGUUUACUUGGAAAUCUUCAGGCCAGCAUACCGACGCUAUUGAUUUACUCAAAGCUUGUGUUGUGAAGCAGCAACAAAUCUUAGGUCUCUCUCAUCCUAGGACUAAGUCGAAUUCUAAUACCCUGCUAGAAUGGGAAACUGAUGCGUUAGAUAUCGACACGUGA
Molecule: messenger RNA, 2142 nt
Organism: Penicillium taxi
Lineage: Eukaryota; Fungi; Ascomycota; Eurotiomycetes; Eurotiales; Aspergillaceae
Exons: 3
Coding region: 1-2142 (713 amino acids)
Molecular function (GO): ADP binding; protein binding
Source: RefSeq, a predicted model, not a curated record